This is a messenger RNA of Heterocephalus glaber (naked mole-rat), 2717 nucleotides long. It is a transcript of the gene Sdc1, whose product is annotated as syndecan 1. Gene Ontology annotation, cellular component: membrane; cell surface. The record is from RefSeq and is a predicted model, not a curated record. Gene Ontology annotation, biological process: cell migration. NCBI's taxonomy places the organism in Eukaryota, Metazoa, Chordata, Mammalia, Rodentia, Bathyergidae.
AGGCGGAGCCCGGCGGGAGAGGCACGGGCCGCGGCGGAGCCGAGCGCAGAGAAGCGGUAGUCGGCGGACUCCAGCCGGCCGCCCCGCAGCCCCCUCCGGACGGAGCGCGCAGAGCCGGCCGAGCCCACAGCCCGCGUCGGCAGCAUGGGGCGCGCGGCGCUGUGGCCCUGGGCGUGCGCGCUGGCAUUGUGCCUGCGGCCGGCCCUGGCGCAAGUGGUGGCCACAAACCUGCCUCCCGAGGACCAGGACGGCUCCGGGGACGACUCUGACACCUUCUCGGGCUCAGGCGCAGGUGCUUUGCAGGACAUCGCCGCGUCCCCGCAGGCCCCCGCCACCGGGAAGGACACGUGGCUGCUGUCCGUCAUGCCCACGGUGCCGGAGCCUGGCGGCAGGGAGGCUACAGCCAGCUCCACCCCCGUCCUGCCGGCUGGAGAGAGGCAGGAGGAGGGAGAGGCGGCCGUGCCCAUGGGGGCCAGGCCCGACCUCACCGCCCGGGAGGAGGGGGGGGAGCCCAAGCCCAGGGAGCCCACACAGCUCCCCGGCACCCAGAGGGCCCAGGCGCCCACCUCCCCCCACGCCCCCAGGGAUGUGCACCCCGGCCUCGCCGAGGGCACAGCUCCUGCAGCGUCAGGCCAGCCUGACGGCCUUGCUCCCAGCGCGGAGGGUGCAGGCCCUUCCGCCACCGAGAGCACCGAGGACGGAGCCCCCAGCCAGCUGCCGGCCGGAGAGGGCUCUGGCGAGCAGGACUUCACCUUUGACUCGUCCGGGGAGAACGUGGCCGUGGCCGCAGUGGAUCUGGAUGACCGGAGUGAGCCCCCCGUGGGUCAGGGGGCCUCGCAGGGCCUCCUGGGCAGGAAGGAGGUGCUGGGAGGGGUCAUCGCCGGAGGCGUCGUGGGGCUCGUCUUUGCCGUGUGCCUGGUGGGCUUCAUGCUGUACCGGAUGAAGAAGAAGGACGAGGGUAGCUACUCCCUGGAGGAGCCCAAGCAAGCCAAUGGUGGCGCCUACCAGAAGCCCACCAAGCAGGAGGAGUUCUAUGCCUGAGGGCCGGCGCUCCUCCCCUGCCCCUGCCACUCACUAGGCCCCCACUUGCCUCUUCACGAAGAACUGCAGGCCUGGCCUCCCUGCCACCAGCCACCCGGCAUGGCCCUCUGGGUGCCCCUGCUACGCCGUUCCGGGGGUGCCGGGGGCCCACUCUGCUUCUCUGAUCUCCACCUGGAGCCCACUUGGGCGCAAGGGGUUUCCCGCACUCGCACACGGCCUUUCCACCACAGCCCCGCCUGGCGCCCUGCCAUUCUGACUCAGUUUCUCCAAACUGGAGUGGCCCUUCCCAGACAGCCUCGGUGAAAAAGGGGACCCCGCUGCUUUGGACCUGGAGGGCCCACUGUGGCCGAAGACCCUGGGGAGGGCCGCUCGGCCGGCCCCGUAGCACUUCCUGUACAGAUGUAGGCCGGGACUGCCUCAGAAUUCACUUCCGCCGUGGGGAGGUCUGUUCUAGGCGCCACCUUGUUUCUGCACCUGUUUCCUCUAGCUCUCUGCUCGUAGGGCCUUCGUAGGUAGACUCCAUUGCUCCCCAGGUAGGUUGGGCCAGGUGAUUUGGGGUCCCCGUCUUGCUAACCUAACCUGUGUCAGGAGAGAGCAUCAGGGUUAAGAAGACUCGGUUUAUGUUUCUAUUUUAAACGAGGAGAACCAAACCCGGAGCCAAGCACAGGGUAUUUUGUGCGUCGUCUCUGAGUUCGUCACGCACACGUGCAGCAGGGUCUGGCUGUCUGCGUGACGGCCCAGCAGCCGCUGGCCAGUCCAGGCACUGCGCAGCCUCCUCUGGGCAGCCCUGCCUGUGUCCACGGCGGUGGGCCAGGUCGCCAGCGCUCAGGCUGGGGCUGCAGGAGAGAGGCCUAGGGUGGGCUGGCGGGGGGGCCAGGCACUCGCCUGCCUUUGGGCUCCUCUCUAGGGACACUUUCCCUGGAAGCUGACAGGAGGCGUCAGGGGCACAGCUGCAGCUGGCUCCUGCAUCCAGAACCAAGCUCUCAUUGGGCUCCCGCAGCAGCUGCUGGGCCGGAGUCAGGAACGUUUUCCAAAGAGCGAUAGCCUUUUGCUGUUAGCAAAACUCUCCCUAAUCCAGUGGGUUUCCCUGUACGGUAGACUGUGCAAAGGUAGCAAACGCUAAUGUAAAGGGGCCUGUGAGCUCUGCCGCCUCGCCCUCCCCAGGCUGUUGUGUGGACGUGCGCAGCCUCUCCGAACACUGGUGGCUUGGGAAAGCUUGCCAGAGGCUUUGUGCCUUGUCUCUCCCUCUCCCGAGGGGAUGGGCUCUGGUCCGGAGUCCCUCUGGUUUAGGGUUUGUGUUUUGCCUUGCCCGAAAUCCUCCUGCGGGGCCUGUGUGGGGCCAGGCGUCUUGGGCGGGUCGCUGCACUCAGCCUACAUGGCCCUCACACCUGAGGCCGGCCCCAACACCUGCAGGGGUCCGAGCCUGGCCCGGGCCCUGGGAUAGCCUGUCCUCCCUUAUUUAACUCGACAAUGUUCCAGCUGCUGUCGGCCGCUCCUGGAGGUGAGCUGUCCCAGGCUCCGAGACGCGCCUCCGCGAGGGAAGCUGUGCCCUGCUCAUCCUGGACUCUGCCAAGUGUCCGACUGCACGUGGCCCAGGGUGGGAUGCUGCCCACGCCCCUGGCCGGGCCCACUCGUGUAACUGCAAUAAACGAUACCUGUCCUUGUGGACAGCAGAA